Talaromyces marneffei is the source of this 561-nucleotide messenger RNA. RefSeq lists its product as uncharacterized. The transcript has 3 exons. Gene Ontology annotation, cellular component: membrane. Gene Ontology annotation, biological process: tricarboxylic acid cycle; mitochondrial electron transport, succinate to ubiquinone. NCBI's taxonomy places the organism in Eukaryota, Fungi, Ascomycota, Eurotiomycetes, Eurotiales, Trichocomaceae. The record is from RefSeq and is a predicted model, not a curated record. Bases 1 to 561 code for a protein of 186 amino acids. Gene Ontology annotation, molecular function: succinate dehydrogenase activity; electron transfer activity.
AUGAUCUCUCAAAAGGUUGCGCAGCAAUCGCUGCGGCGAUUGGCUGCACCCUCGGCAUUGACCGUGUCAAUGGCCAAGUUCGCUACCCCCGCCGCCAUUGCGACUGGAAGAUAUAUGCAGAUGAGAUCAACAUCAACAACACCCACCACCACAGAUCCCACCAAAAUCCUCGCUGAACAGCGUCUCAAGCGCCCCGUCUCCCCUCAUUUGAGCAUCUACCGUCCCCAAAUCACCUGGUACGCCAGUGCUCUCCACCGCAUCACGGGUUCCGCUGCCUCUGGCGCCCUCUACGCCUUCGCCGCCGCCUACCUUGUUGCACCCGUCUUCGGCUGGCACUUGGAGUCUGCCUCCAUCGCCGCUGCAUUCGGUGCGCUGCCCUUCGCUGCCAAGUUUUUCGUGAAAUUGGGUCUUGCGAUGCCCUUUACCUAUCACUGCAUCAAUGGAGUGAGACAUUUGAUUUGGGAUACUGGUCGACUCUUGACCAAUAAGCAGGUUAUUCAGACUGGUUGGACGAUGAUUGGAUUGAGUACGAUUAGUGCGGUUGCGCUUGCGUUUAUGUAA